UUCUCCCUUAUCCGGUUGGACUGAUCCGGGGCUUAAAACGUGGGUUAUUUUGCGGCCUCCGCGCUUACUUAAAGUAGUCGUGAACGUCACGUGCUGGAAGAAGGACGAGGAAAGAGCUGUCUGCAAUGUUUCUGAUAUCUUACGUUUCAUAUAGCUUUGACAAAAAACUUUCAUAAAGAAUUACGUUUAUUAAAAGCAAUGAAUAUUCGUUUCCUGAUGUUCACCUUAUCCUGGAAGCUGUGGCUAGGAUACAGUAUUCAAUAUUAGAAAGAGAAUCGUUUAAAACCCACUUCAGCUAAAAAAAAAGGAAUAGAAAUACGAGUGUGUAUGUGUUCACGACACUGGUUGAAAGAAAAUCAAGACUCCAAAGUAUUAUGUUCGAUCAAAGAAAAAUAUAAGGAGGAAAGGGAAAAAAAAAGAUUGUAGUUUGUUCCUCCGUGGACCAGCGGUAAAUUUGUGGACUUUUAACACUAAAAUCCGGAGUUCGAGUCUUCGCGGUGGAUAGAGAGAUGAGAUACUCCAUUCUGUGGCUUUGAGCUGAACAAACAAAAUUACGUUGUAAUCGCUGAUAUUCUAACUUUCUACAAACUGAAAAUAUCAUGCAGUGCCUGCGCGGGUCACGAGGGAUUAUGGUUCUCCUCUUCUAUAUUGUGUGUUUGUGGACAGAGGUUGCUACUAUGUGUCCCAUGCGUUGUAAUUGUGAUGAUCAAAGCCUGAGAGUUCUAUGUCGUGAUGCUAAUUUGGAUGUGGUCCCCAUUACUUUGAACCCGGAACUUCGCGAACUUAUCUUAAAGAAUAAUCACAUCAAGGGUAUAAUGGCUUCCUUCAGUGUAUACCAUAACUUAAGAUAUUUAGAUGUUUCACACAAUCAGUUAGUACGCGUGGGAGAAUACAACUUUAAGAUUCAUGGUCACCUAGAAUUUCUUCUCUUGAGCAGCAAUAUGAUAUCUUCCAUUCAGAACAAUUCUUUUGUUGGUCUCGAGCACCUAAAGGUACUACACCUAAAUGAAAACUUCCUAGAAGACAUACCAGCAAAGAUAUUUAUACAUUUACGAAGUUUAGAAACAUUGGACCUUUCGCAAAACAGAAUUACCGCCAUUUCAGAAGACGCGUUUGAAGGACUUCAAAACAUUCGAGGCUUGUUUCUAAGAGAUAAUAAGCUCAACCGUAUUCCUUCCGUUGCAUUACAUAAAAUUCCGACAUUGUUAAAAUUAGAUUUUGGACUGAAUACGAUAAGUGAAGUCCCAAAAGGGGCGUUUACCUUCCUCAGAAAACUCGAAGAACUAUCUUUAGAUGGAUGUGGGCUUCGAAAAAUUCACUCUGGAGGUUUUCAGCGAUUAAACUCGGUUAUUGUUCUUAAUCUUCACGAUAAUGAACUUAAAGAGAUUCCUACUUUAGCAUUAUAUAAUGUCCGUCGUUUAGAAGAGCUUAAUAUAGGCCAAAACAGUUUUCAAGAACUUAAGCCACGCUCUUUUCGAAAACUUAAGAAUUUAAAAAUCAUUAAAAUAAACGGCUCUCCAGAACUUACCAGCAUACGUAAAGAUGUUUUUCUUGAUAAUAAUAAUUUACAGAAACUUUUUAUAACUCACAAUAAAAACUUAAAUCAUAUUGAAUCAAAAUCCUUUGAUGGGCUUCCCAACCUAAGAUAUGUAAGUCUUCGCGGAAACGCCUUCACAACUUUCGAUUAUGACUUACUUCCUUGGGAUGAGCUGACUGUGUUAGACGUCAGAGACAACCCGUUGUCUUGCAGCUGUAAGAUAUUGUGGUUGUGGAAGUUAUUAAUAAACAAAAAUAUUUCAUCAGAGGCUCCCAGUAACAUUGCGGAAGUUCAUUGUUUAAACCCCCCUAGAUUAAAAAAUAUGUUGUUGGCAAAAGUUACAGAAGAACAACUUGGGUGUUACAUAGAGAAUAGGAGACAACAGAUGAUUGUUGGUAUAAUUGUAGCUGCUAUUAUAGCAACUGGUGUCUUCGUUUUUCUGGGUUUUCGUUAUAGAGAGAAGGUUGUUGUGGCCAUAAUGAAUAAGUGGACCACUAGAAGGAAAGAACCGCAUUACCAGAAAACAACCUGCAUGGAGGACGAAAUCGCAGUAUUACAAACAACUUCUGAGCAGUCUCUCAAAAUGACACCAGUCACAGAGUUGUAACUUCAGUAGAAAAAUACCUCGGAUAAACUAAAGCCCUUGCAGCAGUUCACAGCCUGCAAGUUUUUUGACGUCACAUCUUCUUCUGUGUUGAUAUAAUAGCACACUUUAACAGAUUUGAUGCUUUCUUGGGUAACACUGGAUGUAGUGUUUUGUAUUUUAUUCUCAAGGAUAACGUCAUAACUAAUUGUGUGUUGUAUAAGGUUAUGAACAAUUAAGCUUUCGAAAGAAAUGAUUCGAUAGCUAUUAACAUUUUUAUUAUAAAAAGUAACUUAUGGAAAAAAAUACUCCAGACAACAGAGUUUGUUUAAUUAGUUCUCUAUUUCUAUAUUAGUAAAUACUGUGGAUAAAUUUAAAAUGGUGUUUAUUCACUAUAAAAACAAUGAUCACUCAAUCCUGCUACGACUGAAACGAUGUUUCUUAUUGUGAAUAGAUAUGGUCAUUAGGUAUCGUAACCGUGUUUAAACCCCCAGAUGAAAUAACUUGUGAUCAAACUGUUAAUGCAUUCUGAAAAAAAAAUGUUUUUUCGAUGUUGGUUAGACGGUCUAAUAAGACUACAAUAAUCUGAAGUAAACGAUUGGUCCUAUGAAAUAUAACGUUUGUGAAGCCUAUCACUGUAAUGUUUAUAUUAUGUUUUAAGGUUAAUUAUUUACACAUGAAAAGCAGAUAUAGUAAUAUUUUUCCCUUAUUUUAGAUACCAUUUACUAAAGUAAUAGUUUGGAUGUAUAAAAGUAUGUUUAGCUUUUGGUAUAUUUUUUCGUCUCUAUAAAAAGUAUGUACGAGUUCUACUGAAAAAGAUCCUAUAUAUAGAUAAAAAUAAAACUAA
Messenger RNA from Limulus polyphemus (Atlantic horseshoe crab), 2967 nucleotides. Its product is annotated as slit homolog 1 protein-like. Lineage: Eukaryota; Metazoa; Arthropoda; Merostomata; Xiphosura; Limulidae. The coding region runs from base 600 to 2144 and encodes 514 amino acids. The record is from RefSeq and is a predicted model, not a curated record. The transcript is spliced from 5 exons. Gene Ontology annotation, molecular function: protein binding. Gene Ontology annotation, cellular component: extracellular matrix.